AUGACCAGUCGAACUUUUAAACCAACACCAGCAUUUCGGAAAAAGGAAGAGCAGCUACGCCAAUCGAUAUUCUUGGAAACCAAAGAAAAACUUCAAAAUGACAUGCAGAAGCUUUUCAAAGACACUCAAUAUUGUGAUGUGGUACUAGUAUCACAGUCCAACGAGUUGCCUGUUCAUUCCUUUAUAGUAGAAGCAAGAUUUCCUGAAUUUUAUAAAUUCAUUCAAGAUCAGCCUGAUUCAUGCAAGAUUAACAUUCCGGAGGUACCGUUUGCCGAAUUAGAAGGAUGGGUGAAAACACUUUAUUCGGAGGAUAACAUUAAUCAUAUGUUCAUUAAAGAAGCCUUGCGUUUAAAUGAGGAAAAGAAUGGAAAGCAGCCAACCGGAGAAAAGGUUUCAUUGUCUGGUGAUCUGUUGUCACUUUUUAAUGAAAGUAGUACUGGAGAUGUGGAGUUUUCUGUUGGCGGGAAGACUGUUAAAGCUCAUAAAGCAAUUUUGGCAGCUCGCUAUGAUUAUUUUGGCGCUAUGUUUUCAUCGUCUUGGAGAGAAGCUUCUCAAUCUAGCAUUGUGAUACCCGAUGUAAGCUACGAAAUAUUUCUCGCCACCUUGAAGUUUAUUUACGGAGUUACUCAGGAUAUAUUGAGUUUCCCUGCCUCAAAGGUGUUCCGGUUUGCUGAUAUGUACGGCAUGCAAGAUUUGGUGGAUUUAAUUGUGGUUGACCUUAAGAUCACCAAAUGUCAUUUAUUUCACAAACCUUGCGAGCAUUGUAUCCCACAAGUAUACGAAUGUUUGAAACUGUGUGAAGGUUUGUACCAGACAAAAAACUUCCAGUUGCAGUGCAUUCAAUGGAUAAGUAAACACUUCCAGAAAACGCUAGCGUGCAGACAAUUCCCUCGUAUGUCCGACAAUUUCCAAAAUGACGUGCGGCAAGAAAUACACAAGCAGAUAUCGUCUUCAACAGUCUCAUUAACAUGGCUCAAGUGCAAUACUUUGAUCACCUCAUUGAAGAACCUCAACACGAGUUGGAGUCAAACAGUUGUAAAGUUUGUUGAAGAAAUACGUGAUCAAUGUCUGAAAAUAACUGGGGAAAACUUUCCGGUUGUCAGCGAGUUGUCUACUAUCGCGGUGUUUAUAAAGGAAACUAACAAUUCAAGUUCGCUAUUAGAACAAUUUUUGAAUGAAAUACUAGAAAGGUUAACCGUAAUAAACUGUUGCUACAUUCUUCAAGGUUUGCAGAAACUUAUUGACAGAGUCCAGGCUAUGGACGAAAGUGAAAGUCAUUAUCGUAAUCCAUUUGACUCCGAAAGCCUUCAGGUUGUACAAGAAUGCCUCAAACGAUGUGAGAAGUUCAUUAUUGGGAGGAUUGGACCAGUUUCGCAAACAAAAGCAUGGAAAGAUAUUUCUUCGUCAAAGCAACAAGAACUGAAAAGUAGUGCGUUUUUUGUUGACUUGUGA
This is a messenger RNA of Paramuricea clavata, 1452 nucleotides long. Lineage: Eukaryota; Metazoa; Cnidaria; Anthozoa; Malacalcyonacea; Plexauridae. The record is from the annotation of a GenBank genome assembly.